Molecule: messenger RNA, 1092 nt
Organism: Equus quagga
Lineage: Eukaryota; Metazoa; Chordata; Mammalia; Perissodactyla; Equidae
Gene: LSM10
Product: LSM10, U7 small nuclear RNA associated
Exons: 2
Coding region: 310-681 (123 amino acids)
Biological process (GO): mRNA 3'-end processing by stem-loop binding and cleavage
Cellular component (GO): nuclear body; cytoplasmic U snRNP body
Molecular function (GO): U7 snRNA binding; histone pre-mRNA DCP binding
Source: RefSeq, a predicted model, not a curated record
CCGUGGCGCAGGCCCGGCGCGCUGACGUGCUCUCUAUGCUCCGGGAGGACAGAGUGGCUCCGCCGUUGCCAUGGCUUCUGAGGCCCGCUGCUGGAGGGAGCCAGCUUGCUUAGGCGUCUGCUAGCUUCCGAGGCGCCGCGGACCCGGAAAUCGGAAGGGAUCCGGCGCGGUGGGUUUGGGGAGCCUGGUACCCCGGAACUCCAGAGAGCGGCGGGGAGCAGGGGCAGCGUUUUCUUCCCGAAUUGCUGAGUAUAGCGCAUCUCCGCAAGCCCACUCCCACUGCUCUGGAGCAGCCAGCAGUGUGGAAGAAUGGCCGUCAGCCACUCAGUGAAGGAGCGGACCAUCUCAGAGAACAGCCUGAUCAUCCUGUUGCAGGGCCUCCAGGGCCAGGUAACCACUGUGGACCUGCGGGAUGAGAGCGUGGCCCGGGGACGCAUAGACAAUGUUGAUGCUUUCAUGAACAUCCGCCUGGCCAACGUCACCUACACAGACCGCUGGGGGCAUCGGGUCGAGCUGGAUGACCUCUUUGUGACGGGCCGUAACGUCCGUUACGUCCACAUCCCAGAUGAUGUGAACAUCACCGCCACCAUUGAGCAGCAGCUGCAGGUCAUCCAUCGGGUGCGCAACUUUGGCGGCAAGGGCCAAGGCCGGCGGGAAUUUCCCUCCAAAAAGUAUAAAUGAGCCUGUCCCAUGAGCAAGCUCCAGUCCCCACUCAGGUUCCUCCAGCGUUCUACUGAGCCAACUGUCUGCCGUCCUUCACUGCCCAGAACCUGGGAAGGGAUGGGGCCCAGCCCAGAACUGAUGUCUCUGACAGACACCACCUGUCACAGCUGCCUUUCAUAGGGUUCUACUUCCCAGACUCACCCUGGGACGCAGAAUCCUAUUUUUCUGACUGUGGCCUUGGGGUAGGUGAAAAUCCUCCCUUUUGAUCAUUUGUAUCUGAAUCUUUUGAUAUACUGGUUUAGAGAAUCUCUCAAAUAGUCUUCAACCCUCUCCCAGUGAGUGUUAUUAAAUGUGCUCAGCCUGAGCCACCCCUAAGUGUCCCGGUUUCUCUUGCAAUUGUGUUUGUUUUCUCAUAAAACUAAAUUUGGA